UGCUUCACAUCUUUAACUGAAACACGCCGUUGAUGGGUUAAUGAAUAGUGCUUCACGUAUUGAUGAAGAGGACGAAGGAGUCUCGCAUCCCUAGCUUGGGGGAGCUUUGCAGGGUCUGAGGCCACUAAGCCGAUGUUUGGCAAAUAAUGAUUCACCCCUCCAUGCUUGGUACUUCCCAGUUCAUUUAGGAAGUACUCCCAACCCACUUUAGAAAUCAUCGACAAGCGGGCUGGUCGAACGGUGCUCGUAAACGUAUUAACGGUCAUAGGCGAUUUUCGAUUUUUGUCGAUCGCCUAAUGUUCACUAUGUAUUGCCUGUAACAAGCGAUAAGCGCACCAGACGACAGUCGUUCUCGUGGCGCGUGCAGCGGCAGACGACAGUUGGAGCGCGCAGUUCUGCUCAUAUAUGGACUAUAGGUACCUAUUGAUGGAAGCCUGCUCGCCGGAAAAGAUUAUCCCAGUCUUUCGGGAUGUGAUGGCGCCAUAAGAAGCAAACAUGAGGAGUGUUACUAUUGUGCUGGUGGAGCUGUUGCUUCUUUCCAUGGUGUACGCUGUUACUGUGAGUCCCGCAACGUCAGCCGGAGGUUCCAACACUUCAUCAGCCGCCCCACAGCCAGCUGACACUGUGAGUCCCGCAACGUCAGCCGGAGGUUCCAACACUUCAACAGCCGCCCCACAGCCAGCCGCAUCAAACGCCACAGCCAACGCUACGUCUUCGGAGACAGCAAAGACUGACAAUACGUCCGGGAAUGCUACUGUCACGCCCGGAAAAGAAGGUGCGACAGAGACCACCAGUAGUAACGCCUAUCGCAGAGAACAGUGCCACUGGUCCAACGAGGUAUGCUCCAGGAACACGGACUGCUGCAGCAAGAACUGUUACCUGGCACACGAGGGGACGGACUACCGAUGCACGCGGAGCUCCCUCAACCAGACCUGCGUCUUCGACUACCACUGCCGCGAUGGGCUCCACUGUGGCAACAACUACAGAUGCUGCUCCCCCUACUGGGAGAACUGUGUCUUGACCCGCGACUGCUGUGACAAAGAACAUGUGUGCACCUCCACCCCAGGAUUCAUAUACAAGAAGUGCCUUUACCCGGGGUCCGGCGUCCGAUCGUCGGCUGAAUGGAACAUGCUGGCUAUACUUCCAUUGUUGACUAUUUCCAUGGUAACAUCGUUAUGAGGUUUCGUAGCGCAUAGAUCUACCCGCGCACAGUGAUUUAUUACCAAAAGUAAUAUCUCUUCGAGAGUUGUUUAUUCAGUUUUAUAGGACAACUGGAUAGAAGGAUGAAACUGUCGAUAAAUGUAUGGCCGUUUGGUUCCAAUAAAAUAACGCCAUCACCCAACCCAUGAAACGUGCCUAUAGCUAUGACGUAGUACCACUGAGCGCCUCGAGGACAUGCAAACAAGGCUGUGUUGCCGGGAGGCUGAACGAUUUGAAGCAGGGAUGGUCGUAGGUUAGACUUUGUUUGGCGUUGUGUGCUUGGAUGAAGACUGAUGCGAAAUGUCAGAUGCAAAACUCCAUGAAGUAACUCGGCAACCAGUGAUACCCUUAUCUUGCUUUUCACUAGCUUCAGAGCACCAAGGGAGACGACGUUAUUUAGUAGAUUAUGAAGUUAAAGGUCACGAUGUCUUUUUAACAUGUCUCAGUUUGGUAGAAUGUUGUGAGUGACGUCACGGUGAUGAUCCACACUCGUGACAGAUAAACUGCCGGGGAAAAGAAAGUAUACACUUGAAAAUUGAAUUUGACCAAGAAUUACAAACGUUGUCAAAACAUUGCGCUGAAAACAGUUGCCGAAAAACUGCUAACUUGAUGUCCAAAGAUAACAAUGAUACCAGUUACAAACACAUCACCAUCGAAUAACCAUUUCUUGUUGGUUUCAUUUAUAGCUACCGUCAAAUGUGGGUGCAUACUUUCUUUUACCCGACAGUUUAUAUACAUAUAGACAUUUUACUUCGGCUGUCACGAACUCCAUGGGUUAUAGACAUUAUUUGCAUUCAGCCGAAUACUUCAAUUAAGAGACUGCUCAGGUCUGUGAUGUUAUUCCCUAUAUCCAGACAAAAUUGUAGAUUCAAACAUAUAUUAAUUAGAGUAACCAUUGGGCGUUCUUCCCAAGCGCUGCGUCACCAAAAUCGAUGCUCACAUUUUCGUGCUUUUUAGCAUCACGGUUAGUCCCGCACAACAAACCCCUGGUGUUUAUUACACCGGUGUAUUGUUCAGUGAAGGGAUUGUGACUUUUUUAGGUCACGUGUUAACUUAGGUCUGGCAGCCCUUGGAUAUCGGUCGAUGACCACCUUUAACAUUUUGAAAAGGUUUACCAUGUGUAAGAUAUUUGUGGCUGUUGAAAUCCUAUUGUCACGUUUUUUUGUUUGAGGUUUUGUUGAUACCUGUUUCUCAAUUUCCUGUUUGUGUAUUAAUAGAAACUAUAACUGACUUAAUAUAUAUCUGUUAGAGACCUAGAUGUGAAGAGGUGAGACAAACAGAAUAACAUGUAACGAAGCCAUUGUUUGAUACAUAAGUAAAAUGUUUUUUUACGUGCAGCUUCCCUCAUUAUCAGUUCUUAACCCUCAGCUAAGCAUUACGUGGUUUCCGGGACGGUUUUGUACUACCCUUAGUGUAUAAUUUCCCUCAUUAUCAGUUCUUAACCCUCAACUAAGCAUUACGUGGUUUCUGGGACGGUUUUGUACUACCCUUAGUGUAUAAUUUCCCUCAUUAUCAGUUCUUAACCCUCAGCUAAGCAUUACGUGGUUUCCGGGACGGUUUUGUACUACCCUUAGUGUAUAAUUUCCCUCAUUAUCAGUUCUUAACCCUCAGCUGAGCAUUACGUGGUUUCCGGGACGGUUUUGUACUACCCUUAGUGUAUAAUUUCCCUCAUUAUCAGUUCUUAACCCUCAACUAAGCAUUACGUGGUUUCCGGGGCGGUUUUGUACUACACUUAGUGUAUAAUUUCUGUACGAGGGUUCAGUAAUGAAUAAUAUAUUAAAGACACAAUAUUAUUGAUACUUUUCCUAUAAGGGUAUUGAGCUACCUCGGUAUAUAAUUUCUGUCCGACGGUUGAGUAAUGAAUAAUUAAUUAAAGAAAAAUCCUCAUGUUUAUUUUUUUCGAUAAGGGUCAUUUAUUACACUUUGUUCACAAUUUUAAUAACAAGGUUUCGGUAUAUACUAUUAAUUAAAGACCAAGUACGAAAGAAAACGUCUCUUCUAGGGACAUCGAACUGCUCUUAGUAUUCGAUUUCUGAAGAGCGUUGCAGUAACAAAACGCGAUAACAUAUAGUGCUCAUAUACAAAUGGCGUUGAAGGACCUCUUUGGUUUUCAGAUACGUAAUUAAUUCAUCACCAAGAUCAAGUUAAGAUUAUCGUGUUUUACAUUUUCAAAUUUAUAGAUGAUGUAGGUUCAAGAGAGGUGGUUUCGUGUAAUAUAUAAAUAAUGUUUUAUAAUCUGCAUUCAGUACAAGGAUUUCCUUAGAGGACAUAUGUUGGAGAUUGUUGAUUUUCCCUUCAAAUGUAUUUACGUAUCAAGUAAUCAUUUAGCUAUACAUUAUAAAAGACGAUUAUUCUCUGUGUAUAUUGCGCUACUGAAACAAGAGCAUUAUUAUUCAUUACAUUAUUUUGUUUUCAUUUUCGUGAAAUGUGUAGCUGAGAUAUUAUUAAGUUUCCAUCUUGUCUGGUAUUGUUAUGGCUAUUUGCAAAGCUGCACUUAAGAAUGCAUCUUGGUUUUUAUUCAUGAUCGGGAAAUGUGAAAUCAUGUCCUCCUCCUAAGAAAAUUUACAUGUGUCGAGGACUGCAUUCAAAAACCGUUACAGUAGGUUAUUCCUUAUACAUUUGUAAAAAAUCAAUAUUAUUCAUGAAUUUGUCAUUCCUGCACCACUCGGGUCCUCUCUGAUUAUUCUGCUACCUAUAUAAUGCCUUGGGCGACACCAGAUGGGAGAUACUGCGCGGGUUUCUGUGAAACGUGUAACGCCAGAUCCUGGUGCAUAUAUACACGACAUCCAUUUAUUCUAUUCAUAACAGAAAUAAGGUGUACACUGUAACUUGAAGACAAAAGCAAACGGAAAUAAUUUGAAUUGUCAUGUAUAGCGGCUGCCGCAAGGUUAUGUCACAUGACGUCACGUCCACGCAACUAGUUCCAGUGUUGAUCCAUGCCAGUGCUGGCUGGGUUUGCUCUGGUGUAAAACGAGUGACCCUGUCCAAGAUAUAGUCUGUCAUGUGCAUGUCCGUAUCAUAGAGUACCAUAACUGACGCCUUUGGUUGGCAUGGAUUCACGUCCAUCCGGAUGUCCUCUUUCCUCUUUAGAAUGUGUUUCCACUUUCAAUGUACUGUCGAUUAUUCACGAGUAGUUAGGAUAUAUUCUUUUCUUCACAAGAGAAAACUUUUUGGUACACAACAUCCGCAAAAUACAAGAACUGUUCGAACGUCGAUGUAGUAAAAUAUGUUCGAUGAUAGUUACUAGGCAGUUAUAUACCUGCUGAUGUUUACACAAGAAAAUAUGGUCUGUCAUGUAAAUUUUCGGUCUAAGUAGGGCAAGCAAAUGGAGAUUACUUCAAACUGGUCUAAAAGUUGGCCAAAGGACAUUCUUGAGCUCAAUAUGACGAACAAGGUAUCUUAUGAUUUCGGAAAAUCACAAAAUAUUAAUCCUAUUAGCCAAUAUUGUGCUCUUUCUCGUGCAAGACUGAAAAAUAUAACGUGACCAAAAUAUAUUUGUCCUUUGGUAUGUGCUGAAAGUGUCAAUAUAUUCCUUCUGGGUCUUAUACAUUUUCAGCAAUCUGGAUCACCUGACUACCUCGCAAGUAAAGUAUGAAUUAUCUUAGAGAGUCUAAAACGUAUAUGCGCCGUGUAUGUGUUCAAUCCUCUGCAAUUGAGGGAAACUAUACAUAAUUUACCUAUGAUGUUUUACUUAAUAAGGAUAAGAUAUAUGGAUGAACAACUUCUUUAUUACAAUUAAUUUAUGAUUACAAUUGUAAUAAAGAAGUUGUUUAUCCAUAUAUCUUAUCUUAAGCUGUUCAUCCAUAUAUCUUAUCCUUACUUAUUUUUCCAACAUCUUAUUGCCUCUGAAAGAAUAUGCUUUACUUUAUCAAACAUAAUGAUGCCUUUUAAGCUAUAUAAUGCACCUGCAUCUCCCAAUGUGUCUUCUGAAAGGGAAGUUGGUUUGGGUGUAUCAAAUGCGUUAACAUUUGUUAUAGAUGGGUAUUGUUAAACGUCAGGCGCAACGUUCUAUAACGUCGGGUGAAACGGCCAUAUUUACCGUCGAACACACAAUCUAUAUUUCCUAUGGAGACAUUCAUGUAUACCACCUCACUGUGUCAACAUGUUUGUGAAAAGAAGCAUUAAUAGCAUCAAGCUUUUGGUUAUAGUAACGCUAACACCAACUUCAUAAAAGGUUAAUCUCCAUGAAAACAUCAUGAUUUACAUAAUUAUGUCAAUGAUGGUUUUAAAAAUGGGAAGAAAAAAACAUUCGCAAUUACAUAUUUCACAUGCAGUGACAUUUCCCUCGUUAAUAUUGCACAAAUUGAUGUGUAUACUGUAUGUUCUUCCAUCACACGUGAAUGCGUACAAUAUGCGGCGUUGAAGUGAGGCGUGCCUAGUUUAAAGUCAAGAAAUGAAACGAGAACGUGGGUCUUUGAUGAAGUCAAACGAGCCUUGUCGCAUGACACUGAUGCAAUGUAGAGAGCGGAUGGCUGAGAGGUUGUGGCACGUGUUGCACGAGAAGUUUGGCCGGUUAUACGAUGUAACCUGAGCACUCAUUGGUCAGAGCACUUCUCCCUCGCUGGAACCAGGCCGAGGCUUGAUAAAUUGGUUAAAAAUAGCAGCUUCACUUCAAAUUGGUUGUAUGUAUUCACUGGUGAUGGACGGACGUGUAUACAAACCCGUGAAGUACUGACGAAGCGAAAUUGGACUUAGAGAAGCGUUACGAAGCAAAUGACCCUCGGAUGCAUUUGAGCAGUUUAUUACUGUUUGGAACAUUUUGUCUCAAAGUAAAGGAUAGACAUUUCUGUUCGACGUACUUUCCUGGCUUCGUAACGACAACAUCGUUGUACAGUCCAAUUUAUGACGUCAUAACUCGACAAAAAGUUGAUUACUGCUACUGUGGAAAAUGAGUAUUGUCUAUCAAACAAUAGUAUAGUCUCGAUUUUUUUACCGUUAUGACGUAUGGUCGCUUGUCUAUCACUGGUAUGGUUCUGUAUCCAUCCUUAUGAUAUGAGGUCAUAUGUCCACAUUUCGACGUUUCACGUCACACCUGACCAUCGUGACGUUUCGUCACGUACAUGCAUUGUGACGUGCGGCCACGUCCUUACCAUUGUGACGUAUUUUCAACUAUGUAGUCUGGUGAAUGUUGGUAGCUCAGACUCGUGGGUAUUGCAUAUAAUCUACAUAUACGUUGCCAUGACUGUCUAUGUGUCUAGGUGUGAUGUGUGAUCGGUAGUCUAUGUUAUGAUAUCUUUAGCCUUAAGGUUAACAAUUUUGUGCAUACAUAUCGCCUUCAGAAUCGUUCGAACCUCCAUAUAUGUUUAUGAACGCUGCGAAAUGAUCAAAGCAUGUUAUAAUGAGAUAUAUAUUUAAUGUUGAUAAUCCUCUGUUUGUUUUUCUGUGAUUUGACAAAUAUCCUACAAUAUUUGUAUUUUAUUGUGAAUUCUUAAUUUUUUAUUAUUAAAGCGAACAAAGAUCGUCCAGUGAUCAAAAUCGACGUUAUUUCUUGAUGUGCAGAGUUACGUCCCUUAGGUGUGCCAGAAACCUGUGAUAUUGGGUUCGAAUACCAGAUUUAAGAUUCUUUGUUUGCCAGGGCCUUACACGUGUUCGUGGGUUUUGUGGGAAACCGUCUGUAUCACUUCAGGCUUUUCCUCCACAACAAACUGACUAUAACUGAAAUAAUGGUCAAAUCGACGUUAAACCCAACUCACUAACUCACUUUUCCUUAGAGCCGACACAGUUACUUCUGUUUAUUCCUCGUCCAUGUUCGUGACAUUCCCUAACAGUUCGAGAAAACUCGUCACUUCUCGUAUCUUUCCGUAACACAGUCACGGAAAUACACGAGAGGUCACGAGUGAGCACGGGAACAAAAUACAAAACAAUUUUUUGUCGCAGUCAAGGCAAGUUUACUGAUAUCGAAUGAACAUUACAGCUCGUAACUCUAUUGGUGUUCAAUUUGUUCAAGGUGAUUUCGAAAAAUUAUAUAUGAUAAUAUAUAAGAUCUGACGACAUAAAAACGGUCUUUUUAAUGGGAAAAUGAGGAGUGCUGUUUGCAUGAGUUUACUGAAUGUUCGAAUUUGGAAAUUAAUGGUUGGCUUUGAUGAGCAGAUUCUUCCUUGAAUAUACUCAGACCAUACUUGUCACUGUCAAAAGUCUUUAAUAACAGAUAAUGGAGAUAUUCUGUAAACUGCGUUUAAGCGGACAAGUGUGAGGUAAAAAAAUUGAUUCUUUGUACACAGCAUUCUUCAUAAAAAAUAGCUAAUACGUAAAUGUACGUGCCCAAAUGUUACUGUAGGCGUCAGAUGAGUAUAAAUUUCCAAUGUACACUUUUACACAAUGUAUAUGUACAUGACUUUUCUUGCUUUUAGUUUUGAAUUUGUAACAGUGAAACAUGUUAUUUGACCAUAUGAUUUUUUCUGUCUGGCAUAACAAUGGUAUUUCGGAACGUUCAGUAUGUGAAAUCACUGGUAGUCUUUGCCCACCUUUGGAUUUGAAAAAAAGAAUAUACAAAUCCUUUCAGAGAAAGAAUUAUUUCGUAUGCAGGAUUAUAGUUAUUAAUACUGUAGUAAUAAUUUGCUGUAAUUCAUGUUAGCGAUCACUGUAAUAAUCAAAACGUAUUCUCUUGUAUCUACUCUGCAUUGUACGCGAAAAGAUAUUUCUAUAGUUAGGGUAUUUCUGGUGAACAUUUAUUUAGUAUUGCCAUUAACCAAACUUUUUUUAUACUUAUGUACUAAAUGUUUAUUUUUAAAGUGUUCAUUUUGUUUGUUUUGGCAUGUUGAAUUCCCGAUUAUCCAGUGUGUUAUGUCUCAGUUGUAUUAUGAUACGCUCCCUGGGCACUUCUCCUGGGAAUAUUCGGUUCGGAGGUUAUGCCACCAUCAAACAUUUCCCUCGCUUGUGUGUGUACUUUGAUUGGACGGUUAUUUUUAGCGUCGUGUAUUUCACAUCGGUAGAGAGCGUCCAGGGUAUUUAUCCUAUUAGAAUGGAGAUUUAAUACGCUGGAUAAUCGAGGAUGAACACGUUGCUAUUGAAAUGUGUAAUCUAUGCAUGGAGUGCUGCGUUGUUUGUAUAAAGUACAACGUUGAAGUUAUUAAUAAAUUGUUGUUUAAGAA
Haliotis rufescens (red abalone) is the source of this 8291-nucleotide messenger RNA. RefSeq lists its product as uncharacterized. The coding region runs from base 496 to 1179 and encodes 227 amino acids. The transcript has 7 exons. Gene Ontology annotation, molecular function: calcium channel inhibitor activity. NCBI's taxonomy places the organism in Eukaryota, Metazoa, Mollusca, Gastropoda, Lepetellida, Haliotidae. Gene Ontology annotation, cellular component: extracellular region. The record is from RefSeq and is a predicted model, not a curated record.